AUGCCUAAGUUUGUUGUUAACAUAAAUAUAAGCAAGGAUAAAGUUCCAGAGUCUUUCACAGGGGAGCUCACCCAGCAGUUAUCAAAAGCAAUGGGCAAACCAGCACAGUAUCUAGCAAUACAGAUCUCUCCAGAUCAGGUGAUGUCCUUUGGUGGCUCCACAGACCCGUGUGCUAUGUGCUUUCUCUACAGCAUUGGCAAGAUAGGCGAGCAGGAGAACAAGGUCUACUAAUUGAACAAACAACUGAAAAUACCCUCUGACAGAAUCUAUGUCAGCUUCUUUGACACCAGUGCUGGCAAUGUAGGCUGGAACAACACCACCUUUGCUUGA
Balearica regulorum gibbericeps (East African grey crowned-crane) is the source of this 330-nucleotide messenger RNA. RefSeq names its product macrophage migration inhibitory factor-like. NCBI's taxonomy places the organism in Eukaryota, Metazoa, Chordata, Aves, Gruiformes, Gruidae. The record is from RefSeq and is a predicted model, not a curated record. Gene Ontology annotation, molecular function: cytokine activity; phenylpyruvate tautomerase activity.